Acyrthosiphon pisum (pea aphid) is the source of this 1336-nucleotide messenger RNA. RefSeq lists its product as uncharacterized. NCBI's taxonomy places the organism in Eukaryota, Metazoa, Arthropoda, Insecta, Hemiptera, Aphididae. Bases 677 to 1300 code for a protein of 207 amino acids. The transcript is spliced from 2 exons. The record is from RefSeq and is a predicted model, not a curated record.
AACCUACUAUACAGCAGAGCGACAUCCACUUGCCCACCUCUUUUUUUUUUAAAUUUAUUUGAGAUGAUUAUAUUAUAGUUAAUUAUAAGCAAAUAGUUUUAAUGAAAUUCAGAAUUAAUUGAAGCAACCUUCAAUAUCAAGAAAUUAAUGUGAUACUGAGCAUUUUGAUUUUAAGUAAUGUUUUAUUCUGAGGGUCAGUAUAACUAUAUACCUGUAGAGUGUAGGCUGUAAAUAAUAUUACAAUAUGCUAAUAAAUACCAAUAACUACUAAAUUAAACAAUCUAAAAUUAAUUAUUAAUAUAAACAUGCAGUAACGUUUCUGUUACAUUAAAAAUCAAUAAAUGGGGUCAACAUAGUUUUAUAUUUCUAAAACCAAACCUAUCCAUCUAAUCAAUUCCAAACGUAAAAACAAUAGAACAAAAAAAAAAUGCGUAAUUCUAUGUAGUAGAAUAUCAUAUAAUUGUACUUUUACGUAUUACAUUUAUAUAGCGAGUCUACUUUUGUUUUCAAACAUAAAAUAUAACUUAUGCCUCUAUCCCUAUGUACCAACCAUUAAGGAGACGUUACAGUGACAUUUGUUGCCUCCAUCUUAAGGCGGGUUCCCACGGCGCGUGGCUCGGCGAACUUCGCGCAACUCGGUUGUUGUACCGUAUGCUCGGCAUAUCACGAGCCUAAAAUGUCAACAGCAUUCCCACGGCGCGUGACUUGGCGAGCCACGAGCUUAUCCGAGCCGAUCAGAGUUCCUACUAAAUUAUUUAGACGCCAAAAGUCUCAGUUCAAAAUGAGUCGUUCUUUGGAUAACACGCAAAUUGCUGCUUGUGCAGCAGCGUAUAUUGUAAUUGUAGGCGGUGAUUAUUUAAAAGAAAAAUUAGUUGAAAAAGAAAAAACGAAAUCCUGCAAGGAAAGAAGAUAUUGGAUGCAUGAAGUUUACAAAAGCCGUGCUAGGUACAAUGCAACGGAUCUGUUAGAAGAUUUAAAACGGGGACCAUCUAACAAGUUUCAAAACUUCUGUAGAAUGUCUGCCACAGACUUUGAAUAUCUUAUUCAAAAAAUUGGUCCAACCAUAUGUAAAACUGAUACAAACAUGAGAAAGUGUAUUCCGGUUCAGGAAAGGCUAGCUGUUACCUUAAGGUUCUUAGCCACAGGAGAUAGCUUUAAGAGCUUGUCAUACUUGUUCAAGUUUUCAAGUCAAACUGUUUCCAGGUGUAUUCAAGAUGUUUGUAAGGCGUUAAAUCAGGAGUUGAAAAAUGAAAUCAUGGUAAAGUAUUUAUAUUUUAAAACAUAUCUUUUAUUAGAAUAAUACCUUUAAAUAAAAUAAUAUUUAAAAAAAAAACAA